This is a messenger RNA of Physella acuta, 4147 nucleotides long. RefSeq names its product male-specific lethal 1 homolog. Lineage: Eukaryota; Metazoa; Mollusca; Gastropoda; Physidae. Gene Ontology annotation, molecular function: chromatin binding. Gene Ontology annotation, cellular component: MSL complex. The record is from RefSeq and is a predicted model, not a curated record.
AGCAAAAUGGAAGUUUGAAGGCAUCUAAAUAUAUCUCCCUUCCUCUGCUUUUUAAAGACUAGGCCUACCCUUAAGUAGGUUUUAAACUACGAUAAAUUAAUGUUUUACCGCCGCCAAGGCUAACCUAGAUAUUUUUUGAAGUUGUUUCGUUAAACUCAAACCAUUGGCAUUAUAGAGCUCUCUAACGUUUAGCGUAUAAUAAGACAAAUAAUAUCAACAAAAGAGUUCAAGUUGUUUUCGUGAGAUGCUGUGUUCAGCAAAUUUUAUUCGAUUUCUUAAUGAUAAUAAAUACAUUAUUGGAAAUAUCAAUGAAGCGAUCAACAAUGAAAUCAAAUAUCACGUUACAACAAAGGUGUCGACCAGAAGGUAGACUGUUUCCUAGAAGAAAAGUUGCUACUAAAGCUUCGCUUCUUAAUGGCGUUGGUGAUUUUGACAUGGAGUUAUCGUUGGCUAUCAAAGAAAGUUUGAAGUAUGCCCAGCAAGAGAAACGAGAGGAAAUGAGAGAAAACGGUUUGUGUGUAUCGAGUGAUUCUAGUGAUUAUGAAAAUAAAAGGGAACCAGCGAUUUUCAGUAACGUAAAGGCCCAGACUCAACCAAAUUUUAACAAAGCAACCAAGUCAAAUUUCUCUGCUAUGGCUGCACCUUCAUCCGAUUCGGUCUCCCUAACUGAGGAAGUGGGUCGCUUGAAAGAUUUGGUUUUAAGCCAAGCGGAACUUAUUCAGUGUCAACAAGAAGAAAUGGCAAAAAAAGAUAAAGAAAUUAAAGCGCUGAUUUCAGCAAACGAUGCGCUACAAUGUCGCCUAGAACGGAUGGAAAGGCGAAUGUCAAUUUUAAAACACAAAGAAGAGUCACACGAAAUACAGGGAACCUUUUCUGAAGAAACUUCUCUUAAACCAACAGCCCCAUCACAUUCUUCAACUUUUAGGGGACAAAAUGAAAUAACAAAAAUAGAAUUCAAGAAGAAAAGAAGACACAAGCUACUUUUUUCCCAAAAAAAAGGACACAAGAAACCAAAAUACUUGCACUCCACAGUUGCAUUCAAAGAAAAAGAUGUCCAAGAAGACAGUGAAAUGGAUGAAAAUGAAGAGGGAGAUAAAUCUUCAAAUAUAGUAUCUGGUGAAGAUAAUGAGGAUAGUGAAAAUGAAACUGAUCAAUCAGAAAUUCCUAAAGGGGAAGAAGAAUGUAAAAACAAAGCAGAUAUUCCCCAGCAAGAAGAAAAAACUAUUGAUUAUCCUAUUAUGCUAACAGAGACACUUUAUCAUCUGUAUUAUCCAAAACAUGUUUGUUCUAGUCCUGAUGCUAAAAAAAUUCAUGAACAGUCAGAGGUAGAGACACCUUCAUGGAGGCUGAAACCCUUAACAAACAUGUAUCAAUUGGAGGGAACUGAGAAUAUUACUGAUGAAGCUUAUAAUAAAAGGCAUCAAAAGUUUGAAAUGGAAGAAAAAAGACGAAAGCGGUGGGAUCUUCAGAGGCUACGUGAACUGCGACUUUUUGAAAAGUUACAGAGACAAAGAGAAGACGCAAUAAGGGCGAGCCAGGAUGAAGUUGAUGUUGAAACCUUUUUGCCCUCUGUUCAUGACUUAAAGCACAUUGAAAUAACAGAAUCAAUACCAGUUAUGGCUUUUGGUCAACCAGUACCAUAUGUAUGUCCUGCAGAAUUUGAAAUUCCUUGGGAGAUUACAAGCUCAGGACCAAUGACUCCUAUUAAUCGAUUAAAAAUUAACAGUGUGCAUUCCAAAAAGCACUGACAUCUUAUCAUAUUUUAGCUUUCAUAUUUUAAUUAUCAUUGGACAGUUUAAGCUAAAAAACAAAUACCGUUCUGAACAACGUGUAAGAUCCUUCCAUUUUUUUUUCAGUAUACAAUUAAACCACAUGUGAAACAUGUAGGUCCUGGCCUCUGUAAUCUAAAGGCCCAAUGUAAAUAGUUUACGGGUAAACUUGAUUUAGUUUAAAAGUAAAUAUUUCAAAAUCCUCUCUAUUAAAAUAUUAAAAUAUCACCAAUUAAAUAAAAAAGUUUUAAUAAAAUUGUUGUUGCAUAUAUCUGAACUUAAUUUAUUGUUUAAUAUCUUUUAUAAAUUAUUUUUCAAAAUACUACAUAUAAGUUUAAAAUUUUAAAAGAUAAGUUAGUUAAACAUGUAACAUUUUUUAAAAAAUCCAUCUCAAACAGCUUUGUUUCACACCGCUUUUAAACUUGAUAAAAACAAAGUUUGUGAAGCAGUGUUCUUUGCAGUUGCUUUGCUAGAGAACCAAGUAGGACCUAGUGAAACAAUAAAUAUAUUAAGUAUAUUAUAAAAAUUAGUCAAACAUUAAAAUUACAUUAGUCUUUGUUUUUAUACUUAUCUUCUAUAUUAUACACUGACACCGACAUGUUUAAAACAAAAAUAUAGUGAAGUGCUACAAAAGGCUAGUUUUCUGGAAGUACAUAUUUUAUAUUAAAAAGCAGAAACAUUUUAACAAGAAGGUCCAUUCAAGAUGUAUUUUAAAUUAUCUUAACUUAUUAAUGAUUAUCUUUACUUAUUAAUACAAAAUUAAAACCAUCAAUAGCUAUUCUAAGCACUACUUUUUUCAAAGUAAAGAAAAUUCUCCCAAAAAUAUUUUUGCUGCUGUGAUUUAACUUAGCUUAAACAUGUGUGAUUGCUUUGAUGUGCCUAAAUUCAGUAGUUUAAAACACUUCUAGGUUGUCAGGUUGAAGAGCAUGCAAUAGCUACUGAGGCUCUUUUUUUUUUACUUACAAGACUGAAUAUGAGAUGAAGCUGCAUGUAGUUUGUCCUAGUGUUCUCUCAUCUUUCAUCUAUCUUAAAAAUAUUUCAUGAUGUGGUAACAGAAACUACAAAUCUUGUUGUGUGGACAGCUUUGUUUGAGUGGUCUACUUUAAUUUAUUUUAAUGUUGACGUAAAUAAUUUUAUGGAUUUAUUUUUCAGUCCACAUUUUUAAAAGACUCUUUUGGUUGGUAAAUGUUUCUAAGAAAUGAGUCCACAUUUCAAUUACUUAAUUUUAUUUGUAAAUUCAAUGAUUAAAAUGAGAUUUUUUAUACUUUUUUUUUUGUAAUUUAACUUGUAUGAUUUGUUAUUUUUUAGCUGUUGAAAUGUAAUAAUAAUUGAUAUUUCCCUCACUCCCUGGUUUAACAUAUAUGUAUUCCGUAACUGGGAUUUUCAGUGUAAUUAUAGAAUGUUAAGUUUAUCACAUGCAAUGUUCAAUUGUUUCAGUUGAUUAGUAAUCGAUUAAGCAAUAUUUGAAGUAAAAAUAGUUACUAUAUUAUUUUUUUAACUAAGCCUUUCACCAUUUGGUGCUAAAUCUCCAAAAUGAGUUUUGUUAAAAUAGGAAAAAGCUUUUCAGUUACUAUUUUGUGCAAACAUUUCCCACUUCUAAUAUCUAUUACUUAAAUAUUAUUUCAUUUGCAUCAGUUUAAAUAUUUGAAUUUUAAUCUAACAAUAACAUAAACUAGUUCAUUAUGUUAAAACAUUUUACAUACUUUUGAUGUAUUACUGUAUUAUAGUGAUAAAUGAUGGCAGCCUUAAUUAAUGGAUUGUAUAUUAGUAAUUAAUAAUGUGCUAAGAGAACUUAUUUUAUUUUUAAUGUUACAAAUUUUAAUAACUUUUCAACACAGUAGAAUUUAUUUUAUUUUAUAGGCAAUUAAGUUCAGGGGAUAAUUUCUAUUCAAUUUUAAAUAGGUGUAAAAGGUAAAAAAAUUAUUCAUGUACAUCAAAUUUUCUUUUAAAUAUUUAUCGAUUUCUUUUAAACAUUCUGUUAAUGUAAUUUUUGUUUUUUUAAUAUGGAAAUCUUGGUCCUAGUUAGAUAAUACUUCAUCACUAUUAGUAGUAUUUUAGUCAGUAAUUAAUAAAUCAAUUAAUUAAUAAAUCAGGGAAGAUGGGGGAAGAGAUUAUAAAUUUUUAGUUUAAAAAUUUUAAUGGUGAAUUAGUUUAGUAUUGUUUUCUUUGCUCUUAAAAAUUCUUUUACUUUCUUUGUUCUUGGUCUGUCUUGUAAAGUAAUAAUUUGGAACAAGUCUGUAAAUAUGGUGUAAAUAUUUUAACCAUAUAGGAUAUAUUGUUAUAUCCUACUGCUCCACAUUUUUGUAACAUGUUGAAUCUUAAUUGUACAGAUUGUUGUAAUGUGCAACAUGUAAAAAUAAUAAAAGUUGUAAAGCAUU